Molecule: messenger RNA, 1468 nt
Organism: Durio zibethinus
Lineage: Eukaryota; Viridiplantae; Streptophyta; Magnoliopsida; Malvales; Malvaceae
Source: RefSeq, a predicted model, not a curated record
UGGUACUUUCUUUUGGCUGCAACUGCAAUGUACGAUUGUGUGCUCAUUUGCGAUUUUGUGAAAAAGGUUAAGUUGCUAGGUUAGUUUUAUAUUCAAAUUAUAGUGUUUUUCACUGAACCAUAGUGAAAAAUAAUUGGUUUAAGUUGCAAUUUCUAUUUUCUGUAUUUAACAGAAGGCUGUUCCAAGUACUCACUUUCCAAUUUUGUUUUAUCAUGAUCUUUUUAUCUAACUUGGUUUUAUAUAUACAGGAUGCCUACCAAAAAUGUAUAUCUACUAUAAUUGGGUCUUAUGGUUCAACUGGAAGUGAUAAAACAUAUACAAUGGUUGGGACACAACAUGAUCCUGGACUCAUGGUUCUCAGUCUGCACACAAUUUUUGAUCUCAUUAAAAGGGACAAGAGCUUUGAUGAAUUUGAAGUUACUUGUUCCUACCUUGAAGUCUACAAUGAAGUUAUCUAUGAUUUACUCAAAAAAUCAUCUUGUUCUUUGGAGCUUAGAGAGGAUCCUGAGCUAGGAAUAAUUGUUGCUGGGCUAAGAUGUAUUAAGCUUCAUUCGGCUGAUAAGAUUCUUGAACUUCUAAAUUUGGGUAAUAGUCGAAGGAAAACAGAAAGCACAGAGGCUAAUGCGACAUCAUCAAGAUCACAUGCAGUUCUGGAGAUUACUGUGACAAGAAAAUGGAGAAACAAAUAUAAAAAUCAAGUCAUGCAAGGAAAACUUGCACUUGUGGAUCUUGCUGGCAGUGAACGAGCUUCAGAAACAAACAGUGGGGGCCAAAAGCUGAUGGAUGGAGCUAACAUUAAUCGUUCACUUCUUGCUUUGGCGAACUGCAUCAAUGCUCUGGGGAAACAGCAUAAGAAGGGUCUUGUCUAUGUUCCAUACCGCAAUAGUAUAACUAACGAGGAUGCUUAAAGAUGGUCUGAGUGGUAAUUCUCACACAGUGAUGGUUGCUACAAUGUCUCCAGCAGAUAGUCAAUAUCAUCACACUGUGAAUACCUGAAACAUGCAGACAGGGCAAAGGAAAUACAGACGCACAUCCAGAAAAAUAUUGGUACAAUCGAUACGCAUGUAUCAGAUUACCAGCAAAUGAUUGACAGUCUUCAGAUUGAAGUUUGCCAAUUGAAGAAAGAACUAGCAGAAAAGGAAUCACAGUAGAGUGUCAAAACAAAUGAAAGGGCUGCAGAUGAUGAACUGUCUUGGUUAAACGUUUUGAGCCAAGAAAUCAGUGAAAAUGUUCAGGAACGGAUAAACUUACAGAAGGCACUAUUUGAACUUGAGGAAACCAAUCUUCGAAACCGCACUGAACUCCAACAUCUUGAUGAUGCUAUUGCAAAACAACAGGCUUCUGAAAAGGAUGGUACAGUUGUUGAAGCUCUGAGAGUAAGGAGGCAAGAUAUUCUUGAUAACAUCUGUGACAAUGAUGAAGUCCUCUCACCAGGAGUCUAUAUUGUGCGAGUAUUUCAAAAUUUUGA